This is a messenger RNA of Pseudomassariella vexata, 1187 nucleotides long. RefSeq lists its product as uncharacterized. The record is from RefSeq and is a predicted model, not a curated record. Bases 674 to 871 code for a protein of 65 amino acids. Lineage: Eukaryota; Fungi; Ascomycota; Sordariomycetes; Amphisphaeriales; Pseudomassariaceae. The transcript has 3 exons.
AUACUCUCAUCCCUCUCUCGGCGGAUUCGAGUCCAGAAAACCCCAUCUACAACCAGGGCUUUAUUGCACACACACGCACGCACGAUGCCAAUCGUUGGCGGUCUGGCAGGGCCUGCUGCCCACGAUGCGUAGCCUGUAACUAGCCUUCCGUGACAUGGUUUCCAUGCUUCUAUUCCUUCCACACCGGGUAGGGUAGUAGCAGCAAGUACGUACAGGUCAAUCAGACGGCAGGCCUACGGGGAAGUGACAAGGCGCAUUUGCCGUAAUCGGUGCGGGAUCGUUGACGAUUUAUCAGAUUGAAGUUUGUUUUCCUCUUGGGCCCUGCUCACCGGGUCUGCUUUCCGACGUCGAAGGACAAGACCCAGAAAAUUAUAAAUAUAAGACCAAAACCUCGUUCCAUUUACUACUUCCAGUACGACACCAUAUUUCCAUCCCCUCUCCCCAUCUCCUCGACUCGUCUUCUCCGUAUUCUCAACGUCUCAUCUCCUACUCCCUCUUCCGUCCUCACAGCAUCCACGUGCUUCCGCAGCACAGCUUGUUCAGCCCCUCAACACAACACAACACAACAACACACCACAACACAACACCACACAACGCAACACCACAUAACACAACACAACACGCCGCAAAACACCACAAACACCGCAACGUGGUUUUCGACAACGCAUACAAGAUGGCCCCAACCUGCAGUCCCGGUGCUUCUUCAGAGUCCAAGGCCAGACGUGUUGCCACGCAAGCUUCAAACCACACCUGCCCACGUGUGGACGAAUCGGCUCCCGGCGUUCAGUGCCGCACUUGCAAAGCGGCUGGAAGAGAACAAUGGGUUCUUCCCGGUCGAUGCUGCCCGGUUUGUGGUACACCGGCUAUGUGAAGAAACACAAUUACACGACCUUUGUGUUCAUUGACCUAUCCGUAUUGGCAAACCAUUUCUUCGCAGGCUAUCUGAGGGUAUCUUUUUAAUUCUUCUCGUUGGGAGGCGUUUCAGGAAAAACAUGUUCUGUGGCAAUGAUCAUGAAUUGGACUGGGGCAAGUGGUGAGGGCGGGCGUUCUACGAGAAUAAUCAAUCAUGGGAGUCAGGUAAGGUGCAGAAAAUGAUUUGGGGGAUGUCAUUGGCGCAGGGGUUUUUCAAAAUUUGCUUCAGAUCUCAUCAAGAUCUGGGCGGUGUAUUAUCAAGUAUCAUCUUUCUG